AUGGCGUCCUCCUCCUCGGCCUCGUCACAUCCGUUCGGCCUGCCAUACAUUCCACAAGCAGGCGGUGUUCCACCACGAGCCAACUCCUCAACAGCCAGCCUGGCAGCAAGUGCUCUGGCGGGUAGUAGAGAAGUGAUUUACGAAGACUUCACCACCAUCGAUUGGAUGAAAGACCAAAUGCGUGACUACCGCCGCCAAAACCGUGAACGCAACCGCCGCCGCAACCCAUCCGAAUCCCUGCCGAGCGUAUGGGCCUCCAAAUUCUUCAACGCGACGCAAUCCUGGAUCCUCAUCUCCAUGAUCGGCAUCUCACUCGGCUUCGUAGCAGGGUGGAUCGAUGUCGUCGCGGCGUGGCUGGGCGAUAUCCGGUUCGGGUAUUGCACGAUCGAGUGGCAUAUGAGCAAGUCGAUCUGCUGCACGCAGCAGCCGAAGCAGGAGGAUGGCUCGUGUCCGGAUUGGAAUGAUUGGAGCUAUGCGAUUUUUGGAGCGAGGGGGGUCGGCAUUGUCAACUGGGUGUUCUAUGUCGCGUUCUCGACGCUGUUUGCCAAUGUGUGUUCAUAUAUGGUGGUGAAUCUGGCACCGUACGCGGCGGGAUCGGGGACGGCUGAGGUCAAGACGAUUUUGGGAGGGUUCAUCAUCAAAGGGUUUCUGGGAAUCCGGACGCUCGUUAUCAAAACCAUUGGACUACCAUUGAUGGUGGCAUCUGGACUUGCUGUGGGAAAAGAAGGACCGAUGAUCCACGUCGCGUGCUGCAUCGCAAACGUCUUUCCGCGGCUCUUCCCAAAAUACUGGAAAAACGAGGCGCGGAAGCGAGAGAUCUUGUCUGCUGCAUCAGGAGCGGGAGUAGCCGUCGCGUUUGGUGCGCCAAUAGGCGGCGUUCUCUUCUCCCUCGAAGAACUGAGCUCCUUCUUUCCCGCGAAAACGAUGGUGCGGAGCUUCUUUUGUGCGCUCGUCUCGACCGUCACGCUGCAGCUCAUGGAUCCAUAUAGAGGGAAACGCGUUCUGUACCAAGUCUCCUACUCCCGCCCAUACCAUUUCUUCGAUAUCCUCUUUGGAGUGGUGCUGGGCGUGUUUGGAGGGCUGGCCGGCGCGCUGCUCAUCACGGUGAACCGGAAGAUCCAGGUUUUCCGCAAAACCUCAUGGCUAAAAGCGCACCCGGUCUACGAAGCCACGGUCAUCUCAGCCGUAACAGCCGCCUUCUGUUACUUCAACAUCUUCACCCGCGUCGACAGCUCCGACCUCCUCGAAGGCCUGUUCCGUGAAUGCGAGGAGACGGAUUUCCACGGUGUGUGCAGUCGCGACCGACGCGGGUUCGUCGUCGCGUCGCUGAUCAUGGCCUUGCUCAUGCGCAUCGUGCUCACCAUCGUCACGUUCGGCGUCAAGGUCCCGGCCGGUAUCUUCAUCCCCUCCAUGGUCUGGGGCGGUCUGUUUGGCCGGCUACUGGGCUUGGCUGUCCAGUCAUGGCAGGAAACUUACCCGGACAGUUUCCUCUUCACCGCGUGUAAAGCUCAGCCGGACAUCCCCUGCGUCACACCGGGGAUGUACGCCCUCCUCGGCGCGAUCGGCGCACUCGGCGGAACAACCCGCAUGACCCUCUCCCUCACCGUCGUCAUGUUCGAACUCACGGGAACGCUGCACUACAUCGUCCCGUGCAUGGUAACCCUCAUGACGGCCAAAAUCGUUGGCGACAUCCUCGGCAAAGGUGGCUUCGUCGAGAUGCAAAUCCAUCUCAACAAAUACCCCUUCCUCGACCCGCGCGAGGACACCGUCGUCGGCCUCACCGCGUCGGAAGUCAUGACACCGUUAGAUGAACUGAUCUGUUUCGUCGACAAGGGCAUGAAAGUCGCCGACGUCGACGAGGCCGUCAAACAGGCGCAAUACAAAGGGUUCCCCGUCAUUCGCUCCAUGGACGACUCAACCUUCAUCGGCUACAUCCCGCGCGAAGACCUCAAAUCCUCCCUGGAAAAAGCCCACGCGCAACAUUCUAUUGAACCCACAGCCGCGGUCGUCUUCGACGACCCUGGCUCCCCGACCUCUGCACGGCGGAACACACUCACGCCUACGACCCCCGGGGUGACGUGGCGACAUACCCGUGGGCCAUCACAGCACAACAUGUUUCGCCAAACCCGCGACGGCGCGCGGCAGUUGGUACUACCCCUCGACCGCGAGCCGUUGUACGUGCACCCCCUGGUCCCCAUCGAAGUCGUCAUGGACCUGUUCAAAAAGAUGGGCCCGCGGUACGUGCUUGUGCUGCAUAUGGGGCAGUUGAAGGGGAUUAUCACCAAGAAGGAUAUCCUGUUUGCCCUUUACGGUGAGGAACAGCAUAGUCUGGCCCAACAGGCGGAUGCCGCGGGAGAUGGAAAUGAUAUCGUCUCCUCGAUAUGGAAUUGGGGCGCUGGGAUGGCAAGGCAGGGCAUCCAACUCCCCCGCCCCCUCACCCUCCCCAACCCCGUCAGCACGCGGGAUCGCCCGCGCUCGUAA
Messenger RNA from Fimicolochytrium jonesii, 2481 nucleotides. Its product is annotated as putative voltage-gated chloride channel. NCBI's taxonomy places the organism in Eukaryota, Fungi, Chytridiomycota, Chytridiomycetes, Spizellomycetales, Powellomycetaceae. Gene Ontology annotation, biological process: chloride transport; transmembrane transport. The transcript is spliced from 3 exons. Bases 1 to 2481 code for a protein of 826 amino acids. The record is from RefSeq and is a predicted model, not a curated record. Gene Ontology annotation, molecular function: voltage-gated chloride channel activity. Gene Ontology annotation, cellular component: Golgi apparatus; membrane; early endosome.